AUGGACCCUUCACAAUUAAAAAAUGUGCUCGUUUUCCUUGCGCGAGCUUUGAGGGGUCUGGAGUCACCCUCAAAUCCUCUGUUCCGGCGUUAUUUUUACCUCCUUGAGAUUUUAUCCGAGGCGCUGCAAGUCUCCGAUACAAACGACGAAUGUGGAAAUCCUGAUAGAUAUCGUACGCUGUUAUGUCACUUGGGCAAAGAUUGCUUCCUGGAAAAUACUAGCAAAGAUGUGCAAAUUUGGCUAGCAUGCUGUCUUGCGGAUAUCCUACGCGUUUUCGCACCGAACACUCCUGUAAUGGACCCUUCACAAUUAAGAAAUGUGCUCGUUUUCCUUGCGCGAGCUUUGAAGGGUCUGGAGUCACCCUCAAAUCCUCUCUUCCGGCGUUAUUUUUACCUCCUUGAGCUAAAUAAUCGCGAGUCUUACAAUAUGGCACGACAAAUCAUUCAAGUGUCGCAAACUUCUCUGGAAGCUAUGAUCCAAUCGUUACUAGCCCAAUCUUUGUUGACUGGAAGUCUUCCUGAGGAAUGUGAGAUGGUCGGAAGUGGUCGCAAGAAGCUUCAUGAUGUG
Molecule: messenger RNA, 567 nt
Organism: Strongylus vulgaris
Lineage: Eukaryota; Metazoa; Nematoda; Chromadorea; Rhabditida; Strongylidae
Source: the annotation of a GenBank genome assembly